AUGGCAGCGGCUGAUGAGAACGUUGUGGCUGCGGAGGAGGUGGUUGCAGAGCCCGUCCCGGCCCAGGCGGUCGAUCAGGUCGCUGGCAGCAGGCCGGAGCGCGAGGACCUCUCCAAUGAGCCGAUCGACGAGAGCCUGCUCAUUAGGAUCAAGGGCAGGGUGAAGCGCCCCAACAAGCCGGACGACGCCGAGCGCAACACGCAGGUGCAGCUGCUGCAGGACGAGAUUGUGAAAUACAUCAACAGGCAGAAGCAGAUCAAGGAGAUCUUGGACAGCAAGCACACCGGCAAGGGUGGCACACCCGAGCAGCAGAAGCUGCGCGACCAGCUGCAGCAGCUGCGCACUGAGUGGGACACCGUGCUGCGCGGCAAGCAGCGCCUCCAGGCGGAGGACGGGGACAAGAAGACGGAGCGCGAGAAGCUGAUGAGCGAGCUGCGGACGCUGCGUGACGCCAGCAGGGGCCCCAUGAACCUGGAGACGCUGGACGCCAGGGUCGCAGAGCUGGAGUUCAAGCUGACGCACGAGAGCGUGAGCGCGGCGGAGGAGAAGCGCAUGCGCGAGCAGAAGGAGCGCAUGGAGCGCACCGACCGGCCCAACGCGGUGCGCGCGUCGGCGCUGUCGGCGCGGCUGGACGUGAUCAAGGCGGAGAGCCUGGAGCUGCGGGCACAGAUUCAGGAGAUCGACAAGCAGCUCAAUGCCAUCAAGGCCAAGCGCGAGGCCACCAACGCUGAGCUGGACGCGCUGCGCUCCAAGGAGACGGAGGCGCGCAGCGACGUGCCCGCGCUGAUCGCGGAGCGCAAGGAGGCCAGCGAGAUCAUCACCGCGCUGCGCAAGAAGCAGUCCGAGAUCAGGGACGCCUUCAACGCCAAGUGGCAGGAGUUCAAGAAGCAGGACCGCGCGUGGCGCGUGUGGUUUGCUCACGAGCGCAAGGCGAAAAACGAGGAGCGCAAGAAGGAGUACGAGGAGCGCCAGGCCAAGCGCAAGGCCGCGGAGAAGUCCCACAAGCCCAACAAGUUCGAGCAGGAGGUGUACGAGUGCGAGCAGGCGAUGGCCUACCUGCGCUCGCUGGUGGGCAGCGGCGCGCAGGCCGCUGCGGCCGCCCCCAAGGCGGUGGACGAGGCGCCGGCGCCCGGCAUGAAGCUGCUCAAGAAGAAGGACGAGGACCUGGACGGCGCCUUCUCGGUCGCCAGCAGCAAGAAGGGCAAGGGCGCCAAGAAGGAGGCAGCGCGCGCCAGCGCCGCCGCGGCGGACAAGACCACCAAGAAGCUGGCCCUGCGCAUGGACGACCUCAAGACGUUCAUGAAGCUGGGCGUCAAGGCCCCCACCACGCACGCCGACGUGCCGGCCGCCAUCGAGGCGCUGGAGGCCAAGAAGAAGGACUACGAGGAAAAGAGGGACAAGGCGGCUGCGGCGGCCGAGGAGGACGAGGAGGAGGGUGCUGCCGAGGAGGAGGAGGUGGAGGAGGAGGCCCCCAAGGACCCGGUGGCGGAGGCCGAGGGCGACAAGCUCGCGGACGACGAGGAGGAGCCCGCGGCAGGCGUGCCCGCCGGCGUCUGGGGCUCGCGGGCCGCGGCCGCCGCCGGCGCGAGCGCCGGCACGGCCAGCGAGGCCGCGGCGACUGAGGCCGUUGCGAGCGAGGCCGCGGCGAGCGAGCCCGCCGCGACCGAGGGCGCGGCGAGCGAGGCCGUCGCGACCGAGGCCGUCGCGACUGAGGGCGCGGCAGCGGCCAGCAGCGACCCCGCGAGCGAGGGCGUCGCGAUCGCCCUGAACGUCAGCGACGAGGGCCGCGUGUCGGUCGAGCUCACGGUCUAG
Messenger RNA from Monoraphidium neglectum, 1812 nucleotides. RefSeq lists its product as hypothetical. Gene Ontology annotation, molecular function: mRNA binding. Gene Ontology annotation, biological process: intracellular mRNA localization. The transcript has 12 exons. Bases 1 to 1812 code for a protein of 603 amino acids. Gene Ontology annotation, cellular component: nuclear outer membrane-endoplasmic reticulum membrane network; ribonucleoprotein complex; endoplasmic reticulum. NCBI's taxonomy places the organism in Eukaryota, Viridiplantae, Chlorophyta, Chlorophyceae, Sphaeropleales, Selenastraceae. The record is from RefSeq and is a predicted model, not a curated record.